This is a messenger RNA of Entrophospora sp. SA101, 2372 nucleotides long. NCBI's taxonomy places the organism in Eukaryota, Fungi, Glomeromycota, Glomeromycetes, Entrophosporales, Entrophosporaceae. The record is from the annotation of a GenBank genome assembly.
AUUGGGGACUCACUUUCGAUGACGGGCCUACUGAACAAACCGGGAAAUUACUUGAUUUCUUGGACACAACACCCAACACAAAAGUAACUUUCUUUGCUGUCGGUUCUCGUAUUAUAGCCCAUCCCGAGUUAGUGAAAAGAGCUAUCACCUCUAAUCAUCAAGUAGGAGUUCACACUUGGUCACACACACCUUUAACAACUCAAACCAAUGAACAAAUUGUUGCCGAAAUCAAAUGGACCGAACGAGCAAUUCAAGCAGCUGGCGGUGUCACACCAAAUACCCUUCGUCCACCACAAGGUGACUAUGAUGAUCGUGUGAGAGCAAUUGCCACAGCUUUAGGCUAUAAAAUUGUUUUAUGGGAUUUGGAUUCAUUCGACUGGAAAAUAAAGAGCGAACCAGCAAAUAGAACUCCCAAAAAUGUUUUAGAUGAUUUCAAUUUAUGGGUUAACAAUGCUACUGCAACAACUGGUCAUAUCUCCUUAGGACAUGAUCUUUACGAAGAAACCGUCAGUUUGGUUCCUGAAAUUGUAAAAAUUGUUACUGGCAAAGGAUUUAAUACCACAACUGUUGGAGCCCCCUCACCCAAAACCGCGACAAAAGCACCAAAAAAACCAAUAAAUGCUAAAAACUAUGAAGAAGCUAUAAAAAAUUGUGAAAAAGUUUUACAGUAUGAGCCUGAUAAUUAUAAAGCAUAUAUUUAUCUUGGUGCCUCGUAUACAGAAUUAAAUAAAUUAAAUGAAUGUGAAAAUGCUUUAAAGCGUGCUAUUGAAAUAGAUAGUUCUCAAAUUGUUCCCUGGAAGGGACUUAAAAAAUUAUACGAGGAACAAAAAAAUUGGACAAAUCUAUCAAAUACAUAUUUAGAAUUACUUGGUCGUUAUAAUGAAAGUAAAGAUGCACAAAAUACAUUGGAUACGAUUAAUAAACUUGUUGAAUUAUACACACAUAAAGUCAAAGAUAAUAAGAAUCUUAUAGUAACCUUGAAAUAUUUUUUACCAGAAAGUCCAUAUUAUGAUUUAAUAAAAGUACUUCCGGGUGUCGUUGCAAAAUCUCGACAAUCUCUACAAACAAUAAUCAGUUUAUUGGAAAAAGAUGAACCAGAAAUAAUUCAACGUGAAAUUAAAUCGCGUAAAAGCCGGAUUAACUCUGGUCCUCCAGAAUUAGUUCAAGCUCAAGUUGAACAAGAAUUAGAAGAAUUUUAUGAUAAAUUAUUUGAAAUUGUUAAAAAAUCUGAUAAUUCUGAUCUAGAUAGUGAGAAUCUUAAAAAAAAUUAUAUUGAGCAUAUUAGAAAGAAACUUUCAGUAUCUUCUGUUGAUAAUAAAAAUAGGUUAUGUGAAAAAAUUUUGAAAAUAGCCAAAUCUUUUGUUGACCAAGACUCUCCUUCUCCUAUACCAUAUGAAAUCCUGAUAGAAAGUACUAACGCGAGUUCUGCAGAUGAAUAUGAUGUUUCAUUACUUGAAAAUUAUUCAAAAAAAUUUCCUGAAACUGGUUUAUCAAAAAUGAUUCAAGGAUAUUUUCGAUAUUCAAAAGAUGAUGAAACAGAAGAAGCAUUGAAUCUUUAUCAGGAUUAUGAAAAUUCUUUAAAAUACGCAGAGACUGGUAAAAAAUUAACUCAAAAUAAUAUCAAGAGUAUGAGCUUUUCACUUGAUAGUUUGAUAAGUUCGUUUGAGUUGUGUAUAGCAUCUUGCUAUCUUAAUAUCGGUUUACAAUUUUAUUCAGAUGCCUUACCAUUAUAUAAAAAAGUUUUAAAGAAAGAUUCAAAUAAUAUUUUGGCACUCCAGGGAGUCGGAAUAAUACUUUCUGCACAAAAAGAUUAUGAAAAAUCACUUGAAGUAUUUAAAAAGAUUUUAAAGUUGGAUCCAUCACAUCACAUAUCCAAGAGUGAAAUUGGUUGGAUUCAUUUAUUACAAGAAAAUUACGAGGAAGCUUUAAAAUUUAUUCUUGAAGCAAUUGAUUUGUCUAAUGAUAAUGCUCUUUAUUACUGUCGUUUAGGCAGAAUAUAUUGGGCUAUGGAUGAUGAAUAUCGCAAAAAUAAAAAUUAUGCAUACGCACAAUUCAUUCAUUCGCUUAAACUCGAUUCAGAUUUUGCUUGCGCAUUCACUUAUCUUGGACAUUACUAUAGACUUAUUGAGGAGGAUCAUGUACGUGCAAAAAAAUGUUAUCAAAAAGCUUACACCAUUGACUCAAAAGAAGAGGAUGCUGGAUUUUAUUUAAGUGAGUAUUAUCAUUCUGAUGGUGAAUUUGAUUUGGCUGAAGGUGUGUAUCAAAUUGCAACUCAAACAAAUCCUAAGGCACACUGGGCUUGGAAAAGAUUAGGAUUUUUGGAUUUGAUAAUAGAACAAUCUUUAAAUGUAGUUGAUAUUAAAAAUUCAUAA